Molecule: messenger RNA, 1338 nt
Organism: Triticum turgidum subsp. durum (durum wheat)
Lineage: Eukaryota; Viridiplantae; Streptophyta; Magnoliopsida; Poales; Poaceae
Source: the annotation of a GenBank genome assembly
AUGAAGGUCAAGAUCGAGAGCUCAAAGAUCGUCAAGCCGUCGUACGAGGACGGCGAGGCGCCGGCGCAUGCGCAGCGGGUGCCGCUCUCCGUGUUCGACAAGGUGACCUACGGGGAGCACGUCGCCCUCAUCUUCGCGUUCCGGCCGCCCAACCCGCCCAACAGCGAGGUCGAGCUGGGCCUGGCCAAGGCGCUCGCCGUGUACCGGGAGUGGGCCGGACGGAUCCGCGACGGGCGCCGGUCGGUGCUGCUCAACGACGCCGGGGCGCGCUUCGUGGAGGCCACGGUGGACGCGCCGAUGGCGGUGUCGAUGCCGUCCGGGCCGUCACCGGAGGUGAGGUUGCUGCACCCGAGGAUCGACGGCAGCCCCGUGGAGCUGGUGCAGGUGCAGCUGACCCGCUUCUCCUGCGGCUCGCUGGCCGUGGGCUUCGCGGGGCACCACCAGAUCGCCGACGGGCAGGCCACGGCCAACUUCCUAGCGGCGUGGGGCCUCGCUACGCGGCGGCUGCCGCUGUCGCCGCUUCCGGUGUGCGAUCGCAGCACCCGGUUCGCGCCCCGCGAUCCGCCGCUCGUGGAAUUCCCGCACCGGGAGGUGGAGUACAGGGCUCCGGCGCCCAACAAGAAGCGCGACAUCGCUCUGGACGACGAGAAGGAGGAGAUCGGCUUCGGCGUGGCGGGGCACGACAAAGUGAAGGUGCACAGGAUGCACCUGAGCAAGGAUUUCGUGGCGCAGCUCAAGGCGCGGGCCUCGUCGGCGCUCCCGCCCUCGCGGCGCGGCUACACGACGUUCCAGAGCGUGGUCGCGCACCUCUGGCGUGCGAUCACCGCGGCGCGCGGCCUGGCUGCCGGCGUGACAACCAAGGUCCGUAUCUCCGUGAACGGCCGGACGCGCAUGCGCCCGCCGGUGCCGCGCGACUACUUCCGCAACGUGGUUCUUUGGGCGUUCCCGCGCUCCAACGUCGGCGAGCUCGUGUCCCGGCCGGUGGGCCACGCGGCGGAGCUCAUCUACCGCGCCGUGGCCGGCGUGGACAACGCCUACUUCCGGUCCUUCGUGGACUUCGCCGCCGAGGUGGAGGCCGAGGGGCUGAUCCCGACGGCGGACAGCGAGCAGGCGGUGCUGUGCCCGGACCUGGAGGUGGACGCGUGGCUGGGGAUCAACUUCCACGGCCUGGACUUCGGGGGUGGCGGCCCCUUUUGCGUCGUGCCGACGUACUACCCGAUGGAGGGCAGCCUGUUCCUGGUGCCGUCAACCCUGGGCGAUGGUAGCAUGGAGGCCUACGUGGCCCUUUUUCACAACCACCUCGAAGAGUUCAAGAGGAUAUGCCACAGGAUCACCUAG